UGUCUUUUGCUUAUAAAAAUCCACAAAAUACAUGUAUUCUCGAAUCUCCUUCAGGCCCCUCAAUCCCCUAAACCCAAAACUCUUUUAUCCCAUUCUCUAAUCCUAGUCCUUCUCCAUCAUCUUUGUAAUCAUUAUCAUUCACUACCUCAACCACUAACACCAACAGCACAACAAACUUGUGAGGGAAAAAGAUAACUACAGCUAUAUCUCUUUCUUUUCUUUUUUUUCCUUUUUUUUUUUUUUUUUUUGAUUUUUGGGGAACUGGGUCUUUGUUGUUAUUGGUUUUUAAUGAGGCUUUAGAUUGUUUGCUCUGGAAUCUUGUUUGGUUUUAGAUUAGAUAUGGAGUUGUUUUUAUAUUUUUUGUUAGUGGAGAAAUGAAAGUGGAAAGCAAUAAUUAUGCGAACAAUUUGUGAUGCUUGUGAAAGUGCAGCCGCAAUCGUGUUUUGCGCUGCCGAUGAGGCUGCUCUUUGCCGUUCUUGUGAUGAGAAGGUCCAUAUGUGCAACAAACUUGCUAGCCGACAUGUACGGGUUGGUCUUGCAAAUCCCAGCGAAGUUCCUCGAUGUGAUAUUUGUGAAAAUGCACCAGCUUUCUUUUAUUGCGAGAUAGACGGAAGUUCCCUUUGUUUGCAAUGUGAUAUGAUUGUUCAUGUUGGGGGUAAAAGAACACAUGGAAGAUAUCUCGUUCUGAGGCAGAGAGUUGAGUUUCCAGGUGAUAAACCUGGUAAUCUUGAGGACCCAGCCGCGCAACUAAUGGAUCGAGGUGAGUCAAGAAGAGGACAAACUCAGCAACCUAGAAUGACAUCAGGAGAGAAGCAGCAAAAUCACAAGGUUUCUCCUGUUCCAAUAUCAGAAACUGAUGCUGAUGGGCAUGCCAAGAGGGAUAAUAAAAUGAUUGAUUUGAAUAUUCAGCCUUAUAGGAUGCAUGGCCAAGCUUCAAAUAAUCAGAAUGAUUUUAUUCGGUACGAUUAACGGGUCAAGAGGUCGAAUCAUUCACCCAGCAAAGCCUUGACUGGAUCAGAGCCGAACCACCCGAUGGUCCAAGCGUCCAAAAGCCGCUGACAGAGAGCUCUAAGCAUUGAUAAAACCUGCUCAUCUAUGGCUGCCCUGUAGCAUUUCCUUCAUUAUUUACCACUACCAUCGCCACCACAACGAUAUUUGAUGUCUCCGAGAUUCAGUUGGAUUUGAUCUUGAGCCAGCACCCUUAUGCAGCAAAUGCCCAAAUCGAAUACCCAUUCAUGAAUAGAGUCCCUAGCAGCCCAGUUUCGGCUGAAGAUACAAGAUUCGUAUUGGUAGGUGUUGCGGAGGAUGGAUCGGGAUUCAGAAUUUUGAGUUUAAGCUCAUUCUCAGGCGAUACACUUUUUAGAGUCAUUGUCCAAGUUUCGUACGAUUGAUGAAUUGAAAAAUGUGUACUUAGAGAUGAUAAACGAUAUGACUUCUCCGAAUAUUUAUACAUUUAAUAAAACGGUGAAUGCCUAUUGAUGUGGUCGAGGCAGAGUUGUAUAUCA
Molecule: messenger RNA, 1505 nt
Organism: Ziziphus jujuba (common jujube)
Lineage: Eukaryota; Viridiplantae; Streptophyta; Magnoliopsida; Rosales; Rhamnaceae
Product: B-box zinc finger protein 18
Exons: 5
Coding region: 397-969 (190 amino acids)
Biological process (GO): regulation of DNA-templated transcription; photomorphogenesis
Cellular component (GO): nucleus
Molecular function (GO): zinc ion binding
Source: RefSeq, a predicted model, not a curated record